Messenger RNA from Camarhynchus parvulus, 255 nucleotides. RefSeq names its product serine protease inhibitor Kazal-type 6-like. The transcript is spliced from 4 exons. The record is from RefSeq and is a predicted model, not a curated record. Bases 7 to 255 code for a protein of 82 amino acids. NCBI's taxonomy places the organism in Eukaryota, Metazoa, Chordata, Aves, Passeriformes, Thraupidae. Gene Ontology annotation, molecular function: protein binding.
UGCAGCAUGAGGGCUACAGGUGCCUUAGUGCUUCUCAGCCUGCUGCUGCUCUCUUUCUUCUCGGUUCCAGAUGUAGCAGGUCAAGAGAUUGAAGAGAUCUGUAGAGAGUUCCUAAACAGAAGCGUGUACUGCACGAGGGAGUCCAACCCUCACUGCGGCACAGAUGGCGUCACCUAUGGGAACAAGUGUGCCUUCUGCAAGGCCGUGCUGAGAAGUGGAGGGAAAAUAAGAUUGAAGCACCUGGGGAAAUGCUGA